Molecule: messenger RNA, 699 nt
Organism: Trichogramma pretiosum
Lineage: Eukaryota; Metazoa; Arthropoda; Insecta; Hymenoptera; Trichogrammatidae
Exons: 2
Coding region: 1-699 (232 amino acids)
Source: RefSeq, a predicted model, not a curated record
AUGACCUUUAAUUUGGAUGAGGAGACCCCCAAGUGGCACGCGCAACUUAUUGCACUGCUCCAACGCUUUUGGGAGUUGGAGGACGUUCCACCUGCGCAGCGCUCAUCACCGACCGACAGUCACUGCGAACAGAUGUUCGCCCAGCAUCAGCGAGAUAACACCGGUCGCUAUGUAGUGCGGCUUCCUGUGAAGCCUGAUGCAGCCAGAACGUUGGGAACCAGCGAAGCGUCGGCUCGUGCAACGCUGCGCAAUUUGCAUCGCCGCAUGAAUCGUCAACCGGAAUUUGCCGAAGAGUAUCGCCUCUUCAUGGACACGUAUGAGCAGAUGGGUCACAUAAGGAGACUCCAGCUAUCUGAGAUCGAUGCACCUGAGAGCCAUUCAAACUACAUACCGCAUCACGGCAUAUGGCAGCAGGGAAACGACGGUCCGAAGCUUCGUGUCGUGUUUGACGCCUCCAGGCCCACUUCUACUGAAGUGAGCUUGAACGACGUAUUUUGUCGGGGACCAAAGCUCCAGCGUGACAUUUGGACGGUGCUACUCCGUUGGCGAACUUACAAAUUCGCUUUCUGUGCUGAUAUACGCAUGAUGUUUCGACAAAUCUGCGUCGACGAGCGCGACGGCGUGGUCGAAGGCUCGGGCGAUAUCUGCCGCCAUACGCCAAACAUUUCUGGCCGACUGGACAUCGCAAUAAAAUUAUGA